Molecule: messenger RNA, 558 nt
Organism: Acanthosepion pharaonis
Lineage: Eukaryota; Metazoa; Mollusca; Cephalopoda; Sepiida; Sepiidae
Source: the annotation of a GenBank genome assembly
AUGUUUAAACGAAAAAAUAAGCAGCCACAACAAAACGGCAGCAAAGAAACCGUUCAAGUGGCUGCUAGUAAUGAGAAUCUUUGCAUACCAAAAGAUACAAAGGAUUCUGUUGAGAAGAUUCUUCACCAAAGAGUUUAUUUCAAUGUAGCUUUCCUGGGAGUAGUGCAAGAAAUGAACAUGGGAGAUUCUAAGAAACGAGAUACAGAGGCCCAAUUGAUUGAUCAUCUGGAAGAAGCUCAGAUUGAAGGGAAACUUCCAAUAGCUGCACGAGAGGAAGAUACAGUGAAGUUAAACGUCUCUAUCCAUGGUAUCAAAGUUCUAGAUAUGUCAGGCCAGGAAGUUUUGCAAAGACAUCCCUUGCACACAAUUGCUCAGAUUAUUCAAUAUCAUGAUGACUUUAAGCAUCAUAAUGUUGCUGUCAAAAUUGGCCAAUUUAGUAAGACAGUUUUUCACUGUUUUGUGUUCCAGUGUGUAUCAGAGGAUCAGGCACAAAAUAUUUGCCAAUGUCUUCGGAAAUUGUUUGAUGCCAUAACAAUGAAUAUAACGAUGGAAUCAUAA